Messenger RNA from Umbelopsis ramanniana AG, 2039 nucleotides. RefSeq lists its product as uncharacterized. The transcript has 10 exons. The record is from RefSeq and is a predicted model, not a curated record. Gene Ontology annotation, biological process: positive regulation of fatty acid oxidation; fatty acid biosynthetic process; malonyl-CoA catabolic process. The coding region runs from base 38 to 1621 and encodes 527 amino acids. Gene Ontology annotation, cellular component: peroxisomal matrix; mitochondrial matrix. Gene Ontology annotation, molecular function: malonyl-CoA decarboxylase activity. Lineage: Eukaryota; Fungi; Mucoromycota; Umbelopsidomycetes; Umbelopsidales; Umbelopsidaceae.
GCUAACUCCCUUCCUUCUCCCACGCUGACUGGGGACCAUGACUCACCGGCAGAUGUACUCCAUUGCACGUCUCGUUAGACAAACAGCUGUACGGAAUAGAAUGCCAGCGACAGUUCGCUACUGGUCUAGCGCUCGGGAACCUCCUCCGCCCAACAACGUUUUACGCUUUGUGGAAGACUACUGGGAUAUUAUAUCCAACUAUGUGCGAGAACCUGGCUUCUUUUCUUUCAGCUCUACUACUUCCAAGCUGGCCAUACGCGACACAGCAUUUAUGCAAAAGCUACUUAGUACGGUGAUCUCCGAAGAUACGUCUUCACCGGUGAAAGGAGACCUUAUGCCAAGCGUUGUUGUAAAAGCCUGCUGUGAACUCUAUGAAGGACUGGAUCAAGAAGAGAAAAUCAAGUUUUUUGAAAUCCUUGUCCGUGAUUUUGGUGUUGAUCGAAAACAGACGGUCGCAGCGUCCGAAAACUACCUGAAACUAGCAUCCUCCGCAAAAGCAUCUGAAUCCCAGCUAUGGAGGACGGAAUUGGCUUUAAAACAUAGCCUAGAUCCGCUUCACAGUACAUUCUUUGAUAGAGUCAAUCAGUUACCGGGAGGAAUGAAAUUUCUUAUAGACAUGCGUGCAGAUUUAUUGCAAACGAUAGGUUCUUUCAAACAUAAACAAGAUGCCAUUGGACAUUUGAUGGCUUUAGAUGCUAGUAUCAAAGCCAAACUACAGAAUUGGCUAUUUGGGUUCUUGAAGCUUGAGCGGAUUACAUGGCAGAGCCCUGCUGUAGUGCUAGAAAAGAUUGGACAAUAUGAGGCGGUACAUGCGGUCAAAGAUUGGCAAGACAUGAAGAGACGAGUUGGCCCAAGAAGACGAGUUUUUGGAUUUUUCUUCAACAAUAUGCCAACAGAGCCUCUCGUUUUUGUACAAGUUGCACUAGUGGAUUCCAUAUCAACAUCCAUCCAGCGCAUUCUUACGGAGGAAGACCUAUCUAUACAUCAAGACGCUCAAAAAAUUUCAUGUGCGACGUUUUACUCUAUUACAACUCAGCGUGGUCUGAGUGGAAUCAAUCUGGGGAACUUUCUAAUCAAGCGAGUAGUGCGCGACUUAAAAAAGGAAUUUCCACAGAUUAAAACCUUCGCUACGCUUAGCCCAAUACCAGGCUUCCGUGGAUGGCUACGACACCAAGUUCAAGUCAAUGAACACAUCAGAAAAGAGCUUGAAAGCAUAUCUACAGUCGGAUCUAUCCAGGAAAUUGUUGACACUAACGAUUGGAUUCACGAUAAUGCAAAGUCAUCAGCGAUUAAGCCGGUUUUAAUGCGCCUGUGUGCAGAGUACUUGCUUUCUGAGAGACGCGGCAAUUUUGCUUUGGAUCCAGUUGCAAACUUUCACUUGCGAAACGGAGCGUGCGCUCACCAGUUGAAUUGGAUGGCAGAUACCUCAGACAAAGGUAUUGCCGAAUCAUUCUCCAUCAUGGUCAACUACAACUACUUGCUGGAUCACAUAGAAGAAAAUAAUGAAGAAUAUCUUGCCAAAGGCAUCAUCACCGUGAGCAAUGCUGGUAAUGGAGAUGAUAACCAAUGGCUUAGGGAGCGUGUUAGCGAUAAUGUUCGACUGGUCGCCGUGGAGAACUAGUGAACGGCCGAUAUCCUUAAUUAGAGUGUACUUGUAGAAACACAGUUGGCAAAUAUACCUAUGCCUUUUCAUAAAUUGACACUAUUCAUUAUAUGAUUACGUGUGUGAAUCUGCUUGUUUAUAGAAGUUGGAAACAUUGUUACUGUAAAAUAUUUCAACUAAUAUUUGGCAUAGAGGUAACGAAAGCGAAGCAACAGAACUGAACGAGUUUCUGGUGUAGAUAAUAAUAUGAUACAUGUCAUUUGGGGAAGUUCCAUUACAUUAGAGAAGGCUCCUCUGCCAUACUCUUCUUAAUCUUGAGAAGAAUACUGGUUUUCCAAUUGUCCAGUUUAGUCUUUUCAUCAAAAGCAUACACUUUUUGUGUGAACAGAUCGACCUCAUCGUUUUCGACACAUUCAAGAAUGUCCUAUUAAAUAGU